AUGAAGGAAAAUCAAACAACUUGUCAUGACCAAAGCCAUCUCCUGCAAGCCGACUCCGAGGCCCUCUGCAACGACUGGAUGCGAGCUCUGCAACGGACCAUUUUGGCUUUACACGAAAGCGAUGAUGUAAUGAAUUUCCUAACAGCAGCUCGCCCUAGCUCAUCCGGCAAGUCGGACGGUCGUAGCGUCACUGCUCCUGCGGGUGGCUCAUCUCGUGUGGGUGGUGCUCCCUCUCUAACGGUAUCGGAUGCUGCCACAACGUUCGAACAAAUACGCAGGGUACCCGGGAAUGAAAGAUGUGCUGAUUGUGGAUCGGAACAACCCAAAUGGGUUAGCAUAAAUCUCGGAGUUGUACUAUGUAUCGAAUGUUCUGGUGUUCAUCGGAGUCUUGGCGUCCAAACCUCAAAAGUUCGGUCCCUUACUAUGGAUUCGAUAGAUCCCGAGUUAAGAGACGUAUUGCUCAGUCUUGGAAAUUCUCAGGUAAAUGCAAUCUAUCUAGCCCACCUCCCUAAGAAAGACAUUGUUCCUGCACCCGCCACUGAUAAUUCAAGUCGACAGAUACGUGAAGCAUGGAUUAAAGCCAAGUACGUUGAACGCCGAUUUGCCGUCCCUUCCAGUGACCGAGCACGAACCAACGCUAUGGUCCGAAAAGAGCACCUUCUAUCGAGAAAUCGAGUGGGAAACGUCUCUGGAAAAAGAGGUCUCAUUAUAGGUUCUCGGUUGAAAAGACUGUCAUCUUGCGGAUCCGAUCCAAGCCUAUCCAACUGCGAUUUCUCAACAGAUUGGGAUAUUGUGAGUGAAUGCGCACGUUGUGGUGACGUACUCGGCUUGCUUCGGUCUCUUGCUGGUGGUGCAGAUAUCAAUUCAGCUCGCAGUGGGACGACGGCAUUACAUAUCGCUACGAAAAAUGAGCUCACCUUGGUCUCUCUUUUGCUUUUUAUACUCGAGGGUAAUUGUAAAAAUUUAAUGUUGAAUCCAUUCAGACAAGUAUGCCAACUUCUCAAACGAGGUGCUGACAAAUCGUUAAAAAACGCUGACGGAGUGACUCCACUGGAGAUAGCAGUGGAAGGCAAACAUGCGGACAUAGUCACGUUGUUCCGUGUGCACUCCAUGCGAGACGAGUUCAACGAGGAGUUCAACAAUCCCAUGGAUGAUACCGUCGACAGCGUGAUUUCUGACAUCACUCGUAAAGCCGCCGUUAGCAAAAGCUCAUCCGGCUGA
This is a messenger RNA of Haemonchus placei, 1221 nucleotides long. Lineage: Eukaryota; Metazoa; Nematoda; Chromadorea; Rhabditida; Trichostrongylidae. The record is from the annotation of a GenBank genome assembly.